Messenger RNA from Erigeron canadensis, 1317 nucleotides. RefSeq names its product probable protein phosphatase 2C 43. Gene Ontology annotation, biological process: protein dephosphorylation. The record is from RefSeq and is a predicted model, not a curated record. Lineage: Eukaryota; Viridiplantae; Streptophyta; Magnoliopsida; Asterales; Asteraceae. Gene Ontology annotation, molecular function: protein serine/threonine phosphatase activity. The transcript has 5 exons. Bases 1 to 1317 code for a protein of 438 amino acids.
AUGGAACUGGUUAGAUUGGCAAAGAAUACUCUAAAGAAGUCAUCUGUGGCACACAAAUGGCGUAUGCGCAAGGAUUAUCGGGAUGUGGGUGACAGACCAGGAGAUGAGGGGAUAUGGAGUAAAGAUCUUGAACCACAUGCCUUUGGAGAAUACUCGUUUGCGGCUAUACGGGCCAAUGAGCCUAUGGAGGACCAUAGCCAGGUUGAUGUUGGUGUAAGGGCCACGUUCGUUGGUGUUUAUGAUGGGCAUCAUGGGGAUGCAACAGCGGUUCACAUUCGUGAAUCUCUUCUCGGUCAUCUUGUUCGUGAGUAUUUGUUUUAUGAUCUUUAUGUUAUUGAUUUGUUGGGUCAACUUGACUUGUCAUUGACUGUAUUAUAUGUGGUGGCAAAAUGGUCAAAGGUGGCAAAAUGGGUGGUCGGGUUGAAUAAUGGAUCAAAACGGGUAAUGGUAAAAUACAGGUCCAUUGGUUGGGUUGGGUCAGGUCACAUUCAACAACAGAGAUCAGUAUCCCAACUAAUGCUUGAGGACGCUUUUGAUGACACUGAAAAAGCAUGGGUUGACUUUGUGGAGGCAGAACAUGUGAGAACACCUGAUGUGACUAAAAUUGGUUCGUGUUGUCUGGUUGGGCUUUUAUGGGAUGGGAUGUUGUAUGUUGGUAAUGUGGGUGAUUCUAGAGCAGUUAUAGGGCAGGCGGUAGGAAAGGGUAACAAAGUUGUUGCUCGCCAAGUAACCCAGGAUCACAAUGUCAACUUGGACGAGGCUAGAGAAGAAGUCAAGCAUAGUAAUAGACAUGACCCGGGGAUAGUCGUUAAAGUAAAUGGCAUAUGGCGUGUUAAAGGUGUUAUUCAGGUUUCCAGAAGUAUAGGUGACCUCUACUUGAAGAUGCCAAAAUUUGUUGAUCUGGGCAUAACAGGACCUCUGAGAGAACCCGCUUUGAGCAACGCACCUUUCCUAAAGACAAAGGACUUGCAAUCUGAUGACAAGUUUGUCGUGUUUGCCUCGGAUGGACUAUGGGAAAACAUAAGUAAUCAAGAGGCGGUUGAGAUUGUUAACAAACAUCCCAGAGCAGGGAUUGCAAAAACACUUGUUAGAUUAGCAAUGAAGGAAGCAGCAAUCAAAAAAGGUCUAAAGUACGAUGACCUGCCAAGGUACCAACCAGGAGCAAGACGUGAUAUUCAUGACGAUAUAACAGUAGUUGUCAUUUUCUUUGACAAUGAAACAAGAGCUAACCUGAAUGAAGUUUCGGUAAAAGGGCUCGAGAACAUGGCCACACCAUCAGAGCUCAGGUGGUUGCAAGGGCAAAUCAUAACCGGUUGA